Chanos chanos (milkfish) is the source of this 459-nucleotide messenger RNA. Its product is annotated as myelin and lymphocyte protein-like. The record is from RefSeq and is a predicted model, not a curated record. Gene Ontology annotation, molecular function: structural constituent of myelin sheath. The coding region runs from base 1 to 459 and encodes 152 amino acids. Gene Ontology annotation, biological process: myelination. Gene Ontology annotation, cellular component: membrane. NCBI's taxonomy places the organism in Eukaryota, Metazoa, Chordata, Actinopteri, Gonorynchiformes, Chanidae. The transcript has 4 exons.
AUGGCAGCGGCCACAGCGCAGCCGAUGGGAAACCUGCCCAGCGGGAUCGGAAUAUGCACCACCGCACCCGACAUCUUUUACCUGCCUGAACUGGUGUUUGGGGGUCUGGUGUGGAUCUUGGUGGCCUCUACUCGUGUGACGCCAGAGAAUCCUCAGGGCUGGGUAAUGUUCGUCUCUGUCUUCUGUUUCGUCAUGACCUUCCUCUGGCUCAUCAUCUUUGCUUGUGGGGGCCACAAGAACAGCGGAAGGUGGGCGGCAGCGGACUUUGCAUAUCACGGUUUGGCUGCGCUUUUCUACCUCAGUGCCUCCGUCCCCCUCGCCACUACAACAAUCAGCAUGAGAGAUGUCAACUUUACAUAUUACCAGAUCGAUAUUGCUGCUGUGGUGUUCUCCUACACGGCCACACUUUUCUAUUUUAUCCACUGCAUCCUGUCAGCCAUCCGCUGGAAGUCUUUCUGA